Molecule: messenger RNA, 2084 nt
Organism: Microbotryum saponariae
Lineage: Eukaryota; Fungi; Basidiomycota; Microbotryomycetes; Microbotryales; Microbotryaceae
Source: the annotation of a GenBank genome assembly
AUGCAUACUCCUCUUUGGCUCGUUCCAACACCUCUGCACGAUAUUGCACAGCUAUGCACGCUCGCGCCGCACGCUCGGAUCGAUAACGAUCUCCCGCAAGCUGCUUCGUUGCGAAACCUGGUGCGCGUGUCCCCUUUUCUUUUUGUGCGUAGGUACCUUUCUGACUUGGAGUUUUUGACGGCCCACCCGGGGCACGGUUGGUACCCGAGCAGCCUCCCGCCGUACGAGAAAUUUGAACGUUUUACCCCGAGCGUGCCACCCCGUGCGAGCGCGCCCAGCCCGUUGUCGUCGACAUCGGCUCGAGCCGACCGCGCUCGCACACCCCACCUCCACCUCCUUCGCUCCCGACCACCUCGGAGCUUCGGUGUUGCGCCACAUCGCCCACCUCGGACCAGCCGAUACCCACCCACUCUCUCUACGACCAUGCCUCCCAAGCCAAGCACUUCUCGCCUCGUGCCAAGUCUUCGCUUGUACGCAACCUCGUCCUUCGCGCCCGGUUCGCAAGGCGCCGGUUCGCCCGGCUCGCCCUUCGUCGUCUUUGAUCGCCAACUCAAGCGACUGCAACGUAAUCGCGCCGCUAGGGAUCCCGAGAAGAGCAGAUUGACCGAUUACAUCAAGGAUGAGGUCGCGGCGAAUAUGGUUGAUCGAUUGCUGGUCAGUUCACGCGUUGCAAGUCUCGAUCGAUCCGGAUUUCGUUCAGCUUCAGAUUGAUCGGCCAGUUCGAGGGAGUGGUGGUCAAGCAUGGCCAGCUGGCUAUACUAGACACUAUCAAGACGCACCAACUCGGAAUCAUCCGGCUCUCGAGCCAAGAUGAAUGCCGCUUGGAGCUCUCGACCACUGAUUCUGCUCCGAGGAUGACGUGGAUGCUCGCAGGACAUCAAGCGUCGCUUCCCACUUGUGCUCGACAUCGGCUCCGGGCCAGGCUACAUCGCAAAGCAUCUCGACCCAGAAAUCACGCAAAAGGUCGUCAUGACCGAUUCAUCGAGUCAGUCGACAUCGCUGAUUCAAUUUGUUCCCCCUUCGCUUUCUGGCUCACGUCCUCCGCUCGGCGAUCGGCGAUUGUAUGGGUGAACAGGGAACAUGCUCUACAGGGACCAAGAUCACGAAUUCGAUGGUCAGUGACGAACUGGAAAGUUACACAACUCUCCGCUGAGCAUGACUGAAGCUACUGCUUAUUCAUCCCAGUGCCGAUCGAGAGGAUCGUAUGCGACGAAGAAGCGCUGCCGUUCGAGGAGAACUCGCACGACGCCAUCAUGUCCUGUCUUGCGCUGCACUGGGUCAACGAUCUCCCAGGUUGGUCGGAGAUUUGCCCAGAUACAUUCGAACCCUUCUGAACUGAUUCGCGGGGUCCUCAUCGGCGUCGCAGGAACCCUGAUUCAGAUUCGGAGAGCGCUGAGGCCCGAUGGAGUCUUCAUCGGGAGUAUGCUCGGUGGCGACACGCUGUUUGAACUCAGGUGCGCCACUUGACGCUCGUUUUGCUUUGCAAGUUAGAAGGCUAAUACGAAGGUCUUUGCGCCAGAACUGCACUGCAAUUGGCCGAGAUUGAACGAGAAGGCGGCAUCUCGCCCCGUAUCUCUCCCAUGACAAGUCAGUCCUCCUUUUGACCCACUUGAGGUGGACCACCUAACCCACCCUGUCAUUCUUAGAUUCACAAUCCAUCACCUCACUCCUGAACCGAGCCGGCUUCAAUUUGGCCACUGUCGACGUCGACGAGAUCGACAUCAGCUAUCCUAGCAUGUUCGAGCUAGUCGAGGACCUCAAGUGGAUGGGCGAAUCGAAUGCCGUCAUCAACAGGUGCGUUCGGAGUGCAAGGUGAUGCCAAGCCAGAGAGUUAACUCUUCAAUGUUUUUCGUCCACAGACGGUCGAGGUUGAAUCCAGACACCUUGCUGGCCGCUGCUUCGAUUUACCGAGGUCAGUCGCCGUUCUUCCCUAAACUCUCUGGCGGCCGAAAUCCAACGGGAAGUGUCCCCUUUCCAUGACAGAAUUGCACGGGCAUGAGGACGGGACAAUCCCGGCGACGUUCCAGAUCAUGCACAUGGUGAGCAGUGAUUUUGCAGCUCCUCUUCGAUCGUGGCGUCGUUGA